CUUCCUUCAGGUUUGCUCCCUUCGCCUGUCAUUGCCCACCAGGGAGAGGCCGGAGCCUCGAAGUCGCAGCCAUACGACCGGAAGGAACCAUCAACUACUAGGAUGUACACAGACCAGGAUCAGCCCUUGGCUGCGGGGGCUCUGGCCAUCCAAGGAGUCUCGGACUGCCGGUUGUAAUUUCCAAAUCUCUGCUGUCCACUCGGGAGAAAGUGAUGCGCCAAUCAAUGUCUUAGGCAUUGACUCGUGUUGGAAUCUAGGGACGAUCAGGAUAAGUACAGAGUACCUGGAUUCCAGCAAGAUGUUCUUUCUCUUGUUCAAUUGAGGCAUUGUUGGUGUGGUGAAGAUGAUUCUCGACACGGUCGUGCGACUUCGUAUCAUUCGGGCCCAGCGCUCGAAACCGGCCCUCGCGGAUCAUAACAAUGCUUCUUCUAACAAGGCAACCCCCGAACGGCGUCUACUUAAGCUCGAGGAACUCCCCAAUUGGAUCGACACGAAUCCGUUUAUACUGUCCGGCUACCGUCCAGAGAGCCGAUCGUGGUGGAAGUGCGUGGCCAGUUGGGCAUAUUUUCAUAAUGAGAGCGCGAACAUCUGGUCGCAUCUGAUCCCCGCCGCGCUGCUGCUGCUGGGCCAGAGCAUAAUUUAUCGCCAUGUCCGAGCCAAAUACGGUGAUCGACUGUCUUCCUUCGACUGGUCUAUCGUUUCGUUGCAGCUGCUGAUGGGGUUUGCGUGCCUCUUGAUCUCCGCCCUGUACCACACGCUGCUCAAUCAUUCGGAGCACGUCUCCCACCGCUGGCUCCAGAUGGAUUAUCUCGGGAUCAUUGUAUUAAUCCUGGGCAAUUUCAUCAGCGGCCUUCAUUUCGGGUUCUACUGCCACCCUUUCCUCAAGUAUUUCUACUGGUCUAUUAUCACCAUCCUAGGGCUCGUCACUGCUACGAUUCUUUUGCAUCCCCGCUUCCGCGGCCCGGAGUGGAGGAUGUUCCGCCUUUGGAGCUUCAUUAGCACUGGCCUCUCGGCGUUUGCACCCAUCGGACACGCCUUGCUGCUGUGGGGACCAGGGCAUGUCUGGGGUAUCGGCGUGCCGUAUUACCUGCUAGAGGGAGUCUUCCUCCUCGUCGGAUGCUACUUCUGGGAGAGACGAGUGCCCGAGUGCCUGUUCCCAGGCCGAUUCGAUCUCUGGGGCCAGUCCCAUACGAUCUGGCAUGUCCUGGUCGCAUUCUCCGUGGGGGCACACGUUCUCGGGCUACUGAGUGCGGCGGAUUAUACGUACUCAGGGGUCUGUGACAGUACUGGCACACAAGGGCUCAUUCAUUUCUAGUAGUUAUGAAUCAGGCUUUUUCUCUGUAAACCUAUCUAGACCCUGUCUCAUCAGUACAUGAGUGAGAAGAUCAAGGGGAAAGAUAGUCUCAUACCUUUCGCCCCCCCACCCAAAGCCUUAGCCACCGUCUCCUGCGCCGACUGCAUCAUGCUCUUCUUCCUCCGUCUCUCCUCUUCCUCCGUUUUCUCCUCCUUCCAGUCCUUCACCCGACUGCCUGGCGGACUAUCCGAUAACCGUCUCGUAGUAGAUUUGGUAUCUCCUAACCCUUUAUUAGAAAUAAAAAAAAAACAUUCAAUAGCUCUAGGAAGUGUAAAUACCC
Penicilliopsis zonata CBS 506.65 is the source of this 1634-nucleotide messenger RNA. RefSeq lists its product as hypothetical. Gene Ontology annotation, molecular function: signaling receptor activity. The record is from RefSeq and is a predicted model, not a curated record. Lineage: Eukaryota; Fungi; Ascomycota; Eurotiomycetes; Eurotiales; Aspergillaceae. Gene Ontology annotation, cellular component: membrane. The coding region runs from base 344 to 1315 and encodes 323 amino acids. The transcript is spliced from 5 exons.